Molecule: messenger RNA, 1790 nt
Organism: Charadrius vociferus (killdeer)
Lineage: Eukaryota; Metazoa; Chordata; Aves; Charadriiformes; Charadriidae
Gene: GPATCH2L
Product: G patch domain containing 2-like
Exons: 10
Coding region: 336-1790 (484 amino acids)
Source: RefSeq, a predicted model, not a curated record
GCUUUGCUGCCUGUGUACUUUUUGGAAGACUCGAUCUGUUUGCCGAGCAGGCUUAACCCUUCUUUCUGGCUUACCGACACUGGGUAGUGAACUAGUUGCAGGCUGUCAUACCCUUAAGGUGUGUAAUAGACCAUGUUGCUUCAAUACAAAAGAUGCAACCUUAAGGCCUUUUCAGACACAGAGCACUUGACCCAACUGCUACAGUAGCGAGAUCUCUGCUGCCGUGGUUAGAAGAGGGGUUUAACCCUUGCAAAAGGAAGGAGUGAGUGUUAGCCCAAGAACGGGCAGUUGUCCCGCGUUGGGUUCUCCUGGGCAACUCCAAAUAGGCAUUGCCAAUGGAUGAACUGGUGCAUGACUUGGCCUCAGCUUUAGAGCAGACUUCAGAACAAAACAAGCUGGAUGAGCUAUGGGAAGAGAUGGCCCUAAGCCCACGGCAGCAGCGGCGUCAACUUCGCAAGAGACGGGGUCGUAAACGACGCUCAGACUUCACUCAUCAGGCUGAGCAUGCCUGCUGCUACAGCGAGGCCUCAGAGUCAAGCUUGGACGAAGCUGUCAAGGAUUGCCGUGAGGUGCUGACAGCCAAUUUCAGUGACUCUGAUGACAUGGCAGUGGUCAAACGACACCCAGCUCUCAGUGCCACCCUGAGGAGCAAGCAACACUCGUGGCAUGAGUCAGACUCCUUUACAGAGAACGCACCCUGUCGACCUCUCAGGCGCCGACGGAAAGUCAAACGUGUGACAUCAGAGGUGGCUGCCAGUCUCCAGCAAAAGCUCAGGGUGUCAGAGUGGAACUACGAGAGGGGCUGCAGGUUCAAGUCAGCCAAGAAACAGCGUCUUUCGCGCUGGAAAGAAAAUACCCCUUGGACAUCAUCUGGUCAUGGCCUUUGUGAAUCAGGAGAGAGCAGGCCCUUCCUGAGCAAAGGGGGAAGGAAGGAGCGAAUGGAGUGUGAAGCUGAUGAACAGAAACAGGGCUCAGAUGAAAACAUGUCAGAAUGUGAAACCAGCAGUGUAUGCAGCAGCAGUGAUACUGGCCUGUUUACCAAUGAUGAGGGCCGCCAAGGAGAUGAUGAGCAAAGUGACUGGUUUUAUGAAGGAGAAUGUGUUCCAGGAUUCACUGUCCCCAACCUCCUUCCUAAGUGGGGAGCUGACCACCGGUCUGAAGUGGAGCGAAUUGACUCGGGCCUGGACAAGCUCUCAGAUUCCAUGUUCCUCUUGCCCUCACGGCCAGCUCAGAGAGGAUUUCACGCUCGCCUGAAUCGCCUUCCAGGAGCUGCUGCCCGUUGUCUCCGAAAAGGUCGGAGGAGGCUUGUUGGCAAGGAGACCUCCAUGAGCACUCUGGGCACCGAGAGGCUAGGUCAUAUUGUUAGUGAUCCGCGCCAGAAAGAAAAGAACAAAGUGCUGGCUUCUGAUUUCCCACACACUGUGGCUUGUGCACAUGAGUUCAAUCCAUUAUCUCCUCUGUACUCUCUGGAUGUGCUUGCUGAUGCUUCCCACCGAAGAUGCUCACCAGCACACUGCACUGCCAGGCAAGCAAAUGUACACCUGGGACCACCAUGUUCAAGGGACAUCAAGAGGAAACGAAAGCCAGCUGCAGCCUCCAUGUCCAGCCCAACAUCAGCAACCUUAUCUGUCCACAUGGAUGCAGCAGAGUCAGAGCUACCAGCAACACCGUCUCUGAGAUCCCAGAACUCUGAGUGGACAGGGAAAACGCCACCAGCCGAGAAAGCCACUAUUGCUGCCUCCAGUAACUUUUUUAAAAUGCCACCAGAGAAGAGCCCUGGAUACAGCUAA